This is a messenger RNA of Annulohypoxylon maeteangense, 1881 nucleotides long. Its product is annotated as DNA polymerase ligase-domain-containing protein. The record is from RefSeq and is a predicted model, not a curated record. Lineage: Eukaryota; Fungi; Ascomycota; Sordariomycetes; Xylariales; Hypoxylaceae. The coding region runs from base 327 to 1688 and encodes 453 amino acids. The transcript is spliced from 2 exons.
CGAUUUUCCAUUUAACACCUUGCAAGGCAAAUUUCUCUAUGGCGAAGUAACCAAACAAUCGCUUUCUACCUACUCUCGGUUAUCGGUCUAUCCAAUUGCUAAACAAGGAGGGAUACCUAGCAAUGAGGAUAUUUACUUGUUUAUGAAAUGAGCUUCAAAAGUCUCGCUGAGACUCAUUCACAGAUGACAAUCAUAUCAUUGCUUUUCUGGCAGAGAGCCAUGCUUAUUAAGCCACUGUACUCUGUAGACUCUACCAAGCCACCGGCCUUUCCCUUCACCAACAAUGUCGACCUAUCUUGGAACUGUUGAUAACUUGUGUUGGUAAAAUGGCAGCGAAGCGUGGUCCCAGUCCGCAAUUUGUCGGUAAUCCAUUCAUUAAGAAGAGAAAUUUAGAAUGGAGUUUAGAUCUUGCCCGUCCGUCGCAUGAUAGUGAAGAAGGCAGCAAUUCUGAAGAAGCCCUUGUUGUUGAAUCCCGAUUCAAGCAUGAUGGGCCAAAUGCUCAGGCAAUUGAGGCAGGGAAAGCAAAUAUUGAGGAUCAUAUAAAUUAUUUCAACGAGAUUUUAACGAAGGCUACACUCUCGCCUUUCCCUAAUGAUAUUCCGAGGUUGUCAAUCGAUAAUUACAGGAAUCUGUAUGAGUCAAACUUUGGUAAUGCUAGAGGCGCACAUUUCGUCGUACAUCAGCAUGAUCAUCCCAUUGCAGGAACACAUUAUGAUCUGCGAUUGCAGAUUAACGAAACGAGCAGUGCUUCAUGGGCCAUCAUGUACGGCCUUCCAGGCGAUCCGAAAAGCCGGCGUCCGAACAGGAACGCCACCGAGACGAGGAUUCACUGCUUAUGGAAUCAUCUCAUAGAAACAGCAUCAAAUUCGACUGGUUCACUUCUUAUCUGGGAUACGGGGACAUACACCGUUCUUCCACCACGAAAAAGCAAGGAAUGGGCCAGCUCAAACUCCCCCUUGGAGGGGAAUGGCCAGCAACCCGAACUCACGGAACAAGAUAAACUCCACCAGGCAUUCCAAGCGCGGAAAAUCAGCCUUCGACUCAACGGCACGCGGCUUCCACAUAACUACACGCUGAACCUGCGUCUCACCAAGGAAAAUGACGCUACUGGCCGUGCUAAGAGUACACGCGCCCCUAUAAGGCGACGGAGGCGAGGUGGCUCAUCAUUACCACGGGGCGGGGCUACUAGAAAGGGGAAAGCCAAGAUUGUAGAGCCUGACACCAGCUCGGACCCAGACCUAUAUUCAGACCACGAACCUGAAAAGUCUGAAAUCGUAAAUGCGCCAGCAGAACAGGCAGAGCUUGGCGGAAGUGAAGUCUCACCAAUGGAACGUGAGAUCCGCGAGCUCGAAGACGAGGAGGUGCGGCGCACGAACGCAUAUCCCGGCGCGACGAACUCGGUGGGGAGUGUGCAUCAGAGGCGGUGGUACCUUUCACUCGAUAAAGAGGCAUCUGGGUUUGUGAGAAGACGGGAAAAUAAUCACUUAACCUGGGAGUUGGAGGGAGAUAACGGUAAUAGGGAAAAUGGGAUCGGGGAGGGAGAUAGUGGUAGGAUUGAAUUCCCGUUCUAUGUCCGCGGGGUUGAUGUUGAAAGGAGCAUCGUUACUGGACGAACGGGCGCGGAUGUACUGAGAGAUGAGGGCGUUGAGGGGUAUGUGGGACGGAAGGGCUGGCGGCCUGUGUUUUAAUUGACCUGAAUUAGGCUUCAAGAUGCGAGACAAAACGACAUCUACGGUCAUAUGUUGAGUUCUCUAACCUAGAGAUCACAGAGUCUUUGUCCCUCUAGCACACAUCAUCCGGUAGGUAUGCGAUUUUGUCGAAGCAUGUAUUGCUUGCUCUAGGUUUAAGUUUUAUCUGGUGACUUUCUUUACAACUGAUUGC